Messenger RNA from Athene cunicularia (burrowing owl), 2774 nucleotides. RefSeq names its product RWD domain containing 4 (gene RWDD4). Gene Ontology annotation, molecular function: protein binding. Bases 13 to 702 code for a protein of 229 amino acids. The record is from RefSeq and is a predicted model, not a curated record. NCBI's taxonomy places the organism in Eukaryota, Metazoa, Chordata, Aves, Strigiformes, Strigidae. The transcript has 11 exons.
UCCUUGCUGCAGAUGGAGCUGGAAGCGCUGCGCUCUAUCUACGAGGGGGAUCUGUGCUUCAGGGAGCUUAGCCCGAUUUCCUUCCAGUACAGGAUAGGCGAAAGUGGAGAUCCUAAAGCCUUUCUAAUAGAAGUUUCUUGGCCAGAAACAUAUCCACAAACAGCACCAGUCAUAUCAAUGGAUGCUUUUUUCAACAACACAAUAUCUUCAGCUAUUAAACAAAGUAUAUUGGAUAAGUUAAUGGUAGAAGUUGAAGCAAAUCUUGGAACUGCUAUGACAUACACACUUUUUGAAUAUGCCAAAGAUAAUAAAGAGGUGUUCAUGGAAAAUCAGCCGGUUAACACUGUGACUUCAGUAAGCAAUAGUAUUACAACUGGAACUCCUGAUGUGCCAGCAAUUAAGAAAAAAGAUAAAAAGGAGCAGUUAUCCAAAACCCAGAAACGAAAACUAGCCGAUAAAACAGAUAACAAGGGGGAGCUUCCACGAGGCUGGAACUGGGUGGACGUAAUUAAGCAUCAUAAACCUGAUGUUGAAUGUCACAAAGAACUGCAGCUUCUUAACCAUGGUACAGACAAGAUGAAAAUUUUGUUUCAGGUAUUUACAAACUGCAGCCCACCAGUCUUGCAGCAAGAGGUUGAUCAAGGAUUCAGAGGUCUCCAGAAGAUCACUGUUACUGCUUCAAGAGGAAGACCUGUGACUUAGACUACAAACUGUCAAGCAAGCAGGCUUCAUGUUUCGACAUCCACCUUGUGAAAACAGGUUAAUGAAAGGAAGUAUGAAAUACAUCAGAACGUCAUAGAAAGCAUCCACGCACAGAACUUUGGACGCCAUGGGAAAGGUGCAAGGAAAUUAAGACAGGAACUGAGACUGGAGAAAAAGGUAAAGCAAGAACUGGAAAAGAAGAACUCACAAGUGAAAAACAUAACGCCAUUGGUCAGUACUUGCUUAGGGGAGCUGAAAAGGUGAGAAACAACAUCCAAAUGUAUCAUGUUUAUAAAAUUUCUCUAAAAUCUCAAAAUAUUCUUCUGCUUACUGAUGGGUAUGUUAUAUAACAACUGUUAGAAUUCUGAGAAGCUAUUUUGCCCUGCUUCGUAUUCCUUUUUUUUUAAUUAUGUCACUUAUUUCUAGCUUGUUUUCCCUCCAUAGUUUCCAUUAUGAUCUGGUAUCAGGGAGGUCUCAAAUAGGUAAGUGUUCUGGGGUCAUAAUCAUAAUUAAGUCUGUUUGGCUUUACUAUGAACAGUUUCCUAUCUGACUUACUGUAGUCUCAGUCCUGUGUUCCUUUUAUGUGAUUUACCUUGAUUUUCUCAGUCAUCACUGCAUUGGGUCAACAGACAGAUCAGCUGGAGAAGUUAUUACAAGUGCAUACAUGUACAUAUACAAUAAUUUAUACAUCCAUGUGAAAGAAUUUAUGCCUAGAGGUCCAUUUUGUUUCAAGGUUCAUUGACCAACACCCAUACCACUUAACUACUUACAUAAAUAAACAUGCUAAGACUGAGAAAAGGGUACAUAUUUUAAAUUAGAUAUUAAUGAGAUAAAGAAGAAAAGUGCUGACAUAAAUCUGCAGAAAAAUUCUUGAGCUUGGGACUGACUUGCUGAUGAUCUCCUGCUCCCUAGGUCAGAGUGUGUUCAUACCACGUGCACCAUCUUUCUGAGUUCAGUUUGCAACUCCAUCUCUGAAACCAGCACAUCCAUCCUCUUUCUAUAAACACUACUGCCUUGACCUACACUGGCCACUAUCUGGUGCUUCCCAGCUACACUGAAGAAGAGAAAAUGGACUAUAUCAUACUGUGGAACUUAGAAACCAGAAUGGUUGGUAUUAUUUUUUGUAGGCUUAAAUGCACUUUUCAUGUUGCAAAGAGACUGCUAGAUGUGGUAUUUAUGAAAAUAACCAAGAGUUUGGAUGGUGAAUAUUUGCAUGAAACUACUCAGAAAUUACAAACACAGUAAGGAUUACUUACUGAACAUGUUCUCUAGUUGCUAAACUCUAGUUGCUAAAAAUUCAUGUACUCAUUUUGCCAGUCCCUUCCACCAAAAAUUAACACUUAUCGGGGAAAGUACUGUGAAACAUUAUUCCCGUGUUUCUUGAAUAGGUAGAAACCAAAGCAUAGUAUCAAGGUUUGCUGCUUAAAAUACCUGAACAUCUACCAAAUUUUCUCUAAGUGUGGAGAAUAUGAUUACUUUGUUACUAAUUAAUUACAAAUGCAACAAGUACAAAGCAGAUCUGGAAAUCCAUUUAGGAGGUAAUUUAUUUCAACAGUACUGAAACUGGGCCUAUCUUUCUACUGUAAUAGGAUGGGCACUUCAUAUAUACAAACAUAUCCCUAUUUUCACUCCAGCAAAUAGGUAGUACUUCUGUACAGCAGCUAGAACCUUGUCCCUGGGUAGUUGUGUUCUGCAGCCAUUGCCUGAAUUGCUAGGUAUCUUUAGAAACUUCCUCUCCCUGAUCCUAAUCUCAGUGCCUCUGAGAAAUUGCACCAUUCCUCACAUCCUAUGCCUUUAAAUGUUCCUCAAUUGUGGAUCUGGAUUUCUCUGAGAAGAGGAAGGUUUAAAAAUUAUAGAAAAAUUACUCAGAUGUGUACUGCUUGACAAUUACAGAUGAUAAUAGAACUGGUUUUGGAGUCAUGGUGGAAAAUGGAUAAACUCCUGAGUUUUAAGUAUGACUACUUGUGAAUCAUCACCCCCUCUUUUCCCAGAUGAAGUAGAUGAUGAUCAUUCCACUCUGGACUAAAAAUCUAAUCACAGUGACACAAUCAAGAUGGGGAGACUGGGCUGAA